Messenger RNA from Seriola dumerili (greater amberjack), 1474 nucleotides. It is a transcript of the gene mcat, whose product is annotated as malonyl-CoA-acyl carrier protein transacylase. Gene Ontology annotation, molecular function: transferase activity. The transcript is spliced from 5 exons. Lineage: Eukaryota; Metazoa; Chordata; Actinopteri; Carangiformes; Carangidae. The record is from RefSeq and is a predicted model, not a curated record. Bases 151 to 1317 code for a protein of 388 amino acids.
ACAUCAUGGCGGCGUCCUGCACUGUGUCAUGCAGGUGGUAGAGAGACUGUCUGCUGUGUUUUUAUCUAAUUAAUCGCAGUUUAUCCGGUCGUAUUAUGGGUUUGUUUUAACCUGUGCAGACAUCAUUAGGUGACGAGUGAGGAGUACACCAUGUUGGCCUCAGUUGCUGUCAGCAUGACGGCAGCCUCCAGAGGGAAGGUCAGGUCUCUGGUCUCUCUGAGCCGGAGACUGUCCAGCAGCCAGCGCGGCUCCCCGGAUACAGCUCACCAUCCUCCGGCUGAAACCUCGGCUCUUCUCCGGGACAGCGAGCCGGCCGCGGAGGAGGAACGGCGCUGGAGACGCCGAAAGGACCCCAGCGAGCGCUCCGUGUUCCUCUUCCCCGGGCAGGGCAGCCAGUUUGUGGGCAUGUGUAGAGGACUUUUAAAGUACCCUAAUGUCAAAGACAUGUUCAGGGUCGCCCAGAAGAUCCUCGGGUACGACCUGCUGUCUCUGUGCCUGGAGGGCCCCGAGGAGGAGCUGAUGAAGACGGUCCACUGUCAGCCGGCGGUGUUUGUCACCUCACUGGCUGCGGUGGAGAGGCUGAACCGAGAAAACCCAAAUGCCAUCGAGACGUGUGUUGCUGCUGCAGGUUUCAGCGUCGGAGAAUUUGCUGCUCUGGUCUUUUCUGGUGCCAUGAACUUUGCAGAAGCCCUGUAUGUGGUGAAGGUGCGUGCAGAGGCCAUGCAGAAAGCAUCAGAGCUGGUUCCCAGUGGGAUGCUGUCAGUGAUCGGGAGACGUCAGGCUCAGUAUAAAUACGCUUGUGUUCAAGCUAAAGAGCACUGCAAGAGCCUGGGGAUUGAGGAGCCGGUGUGCUCUGUGGCCAACUAUCUGUUCCCUGACGGCAGGGUCAUCGCAGGACACCAACAGGCUCUGGAUUUCCUCAAGCAGAACUCGAGGCGUCUGGAGUUCAUGAGGACCAAACCUCUCCCGGUCAGCGGAGCUUUUCACACCGAGCUGAUGGCGUCGGCUACCGAACCCCUCAGAGAUGUUCUCAGACAGGUGGAGGUGCGGCGUCCCGAGAUCAACGUGUACUCCAAUGUCGAUGGCAAACGCUACAUGAACGAGAGCCACGUGCGCAGACAGCUGGUGAAGCAGCUGGUGUCGCCCGUGAAGUGGGAGCAAACGAUGCACGAGAUCUACGAGAGGACGCAGGGAGAGAAGUUCCCUCACACCUACGAGGUUGGCCCGGGAAAGCAGCUUGGUUCAACACUUCAAAUGUGCAACAGGAAGGCCUUCAAAACGUAUACACAGGUGCCAGUCACCACUUACGAAGACUGACAAUGCAGAGGUGUGGACUCAGUGAUAACAAACCAAGCAAGCAGGAGACAUUCUGACCAGCGAGACCAGUUAGACCUGCAAGCUCCUGUGGUUGCUUCUUAAGGUCUUCUUUGUGUAUUACUGUAUAAUUAAAUAAAUCCUUUUUUUUUUUUUUUUU